CGCGUGAUUUGGGCGGAGGGAUGCCAAGUGCAGUGAACAAUGAAAUAAGCAUUACGGUAGCUGAGCUCCGACUUGGCUUGGCCUCGGGGUGGCCCAGGGUCAGUUCUGCUCAGAGAGCGGGUGUCAGGGAAGGGAAGCCUGAAUCCAGGUCUUGGAAGAGGAGCGGGGUUUUCCAGGGAAUGAGACAGAAAGCCCACUGCAGGCCGCGGACAGCUAGGCGAGGCGUGUGUCGCUCUGAGCUGGUGGGCUCUGUGCCCAUGGUGGUGGGGAUGGGAUCUGUGUGGCUGGCGAGAGGAGUUCUGUGCUGAGGGGGGUGAUCCGCGUGAGGCCUGAGCCGCAGAGGUAAGCAGGACUUGGUUUUGUGCGAGCGUUCACUCAGCCCAGGAGGAUGCCUUUCCCUGCCUUAUUUUUACCCGAGCAGUUUCGAUACAAGAGGCGAGUGUAUGCCCAGAACCUCAUCGAUGAUAAGCAGUUUGCCAAGCUUCACACGAAGGCGAACCUGAAGAAGUUCAUGGACUACGUCCAGCUGCACAGCACAGACAAGGUGGCCCGCCUGCUGGACAAGGGGCUAGACCCCAAUUUCCACGACCCUGACUCAGGAGAGUGUCCCCUGAGUCUGGCGGCCCAGCUGGACAACACCGCGGACCUGCUGAAGGUGCUGAGGAAUGGUGGUGCCCACCUGGACUUCCGCACACGCGACGGGCUCACUGCUGUGCACUGUGCCACGCGCCAGCGGAACGCGGCGGCUUUGACGACCCUGCUGGACCUGGGCGCUUCACCUGACUACAAGGACAGCCGUGGCCUGACGCCCUUGUACCACAGCGCCCUUGGGGGCGGGGACGCCCUCUGCUGUGAGCUGCUCCUCCACGACCAUGCUCAGCUGGGGACCACUGAUGAGAAUGGCUGGCAGGAGAUCCACCAGGCCUGCCGCUUUGGGCACGUGCAGCACCUGGAGCACCUCCUGUUCUACGGAGCUGACAUGGGGGCCCAGAAUGCCUCGGGGAACACGGCCCUGCACAUCUGUGCCCUCUACAACCAGGAGAGCUGUGCUCGUGUCCUGCUUUUCCGCGGCGCCAACAAGGAUGUCCGCAAUUACAACAGCCAGACCGCCUUCCAGGUGGCCAUCAUCGCGGGGAACUUUGAGCUGGCGGAGGUCAUCAAGACCCACAAAGACUCGGAUGUUGUACCAUUUAGGGAAACCCCCAGCUAUGCAAAGCGGCGGCGGCUGGCUGGCCCCAGUGGCUUGGCCUCCCCACGGCCCCUGCAGCGCUCAGCCAGUGACAUCAACCUGAAGGGCGAGGUGCAGCCGGCAGCCUCCCCGGGACCCACGCUGCGCAGCCUCCCCCACCAGCUGCUGCUCCAGCGGCUGCAGGAGAAAGACCGGGACCGUGAUGGUGACAAAGAGAACGACGUCGGUGGCACUGAAGCAGGCAGGGGCAGCCAGAGCAACAUCAGAAAGAAGGUUCCCCACCCCUGGGCUGAAAGAACAAACUUGUGGGUGUUUCCGUUUUGCAGAGGGUCGUUCCUGCUUGGAGCUGUGUGGAUGCCCUGCUUUCAUUCUUUUGAGGGCUUCUGGCACGGGGCUGCCUCUGUUCUGGGGAACCCUGUGCCUUCUCUCAGCCUGGGGUUCUCUGCCAUCACCGGGGCCCUAUCUCCGGAAAACGCCAGGAGGAUGAAGGAAGGGGAGGGAGGAAGGGUGAUGGGUGGGUGGGGAGAACCUGAGCCUGAGGUGGAGGUGGGGGCAGUGGGGGAGGCCUGGGUCCCUGUGGCCCUGCUCUGCCUGACAGCCUUUCUGGCCUCUGUCCCCCCAGUGCUCAGCAUUGGGGAGGGCGGUUUCUGGGAGGGGACCGUGAAAGGCCGCACGGGCUGGUUCCCGGCCGACUGCGUGGAGGAGGUGCAGAUGAGACAGUAUGAUACACGGCAUGAAACACGGGAGGACCGGACGAAGCGACUUUUCCGCCACUACACUGUGGGCUCCUAUGACAGCCUCACCUCUCACAGCGAUUAUGUCAUUGAUGACAAGGUGGCCAUCCUGCAGAAACGGGACCACGAGGGCUUUGGGUUCGUGCUUCGGGGGGCCAAAGCAGAGACCCCCAUCGAGGAGUUCACCCCCACACCGGCCUUCCCUGCACUUCAGUACCUCGAGUCUGUGGAUGUGGAGGGCGUGGCCUGGAGGGCCGGGCUGCGCACGGGAGACUUCCUCAUCGAGGUGAACGGGGUGAACGUGGUGAAGGUUGGACAUAAGCAGGUGGUGGCUCUGAUCCGCCAGGGCGGGAACCGUCUCGUCAUGAAGGUUGUGUCGGUGACAAGGAAGCCGGAAGAAGACGGGGCUCGACGCAGAGCCCCGCCGCCCCCCAAGAGGGCCCCCAGCACCACAUUGACCCUGCGUUCCAAGUCCAUGACGGCUGAGCUUGAGGAACUUGCCUCCAUUCGGAGAAGGAAAGGGGAGAAACUAGAUGAGAUCCUGGCGGCCGCCGCGGAGCCCGCACUGAGGCCUGACAUCGCGGAUGCUGACUCGAGGGCGGCCACCGUCAAACAGCGGCCCACCAGCCGGAGGAUCACCCCGGCCGAGAUCAGUUCACUGUUUGAGCGCCAGGGCCUCCCAGGCCCAGAGAAGCUGCCAGGCUCCCUGCGGAAGGGGAUUCCACGGACCAAGUCUGUAGGGGAGGAUGAGAAGCUGGCGUCCCUGCUGGAGGGGCGCUUCCCGCGGAGCACGUCGAUGACGCCCUCCCGGUCCCCCACUCCUGUGCACAGCCCUGACGCCGAUCGGCCUGGGCCCCUGUUUGUGGAUGUUCAAGCCCGCGACUCCGAGCGAGGAGCCCUGGCUUCCCCGGCCUUCUCUCCGAGGAGCCCCGCCUGGGUUCCGGUGCCUGCGCGCAGGGAGCCCGAGAAGGCGUCCAGGGAGGAGCGGAAGUCACCUGAGGACAAGAAGUCCAUGAUUCUCAGCGUCCUGGACACGUCCCUGCAGCGGCCCGCCGGCCUCAUUGUGGUCCACGCCACCAGCAACGGGCAGGAGGCACCCACACAGUCAGCCGUGGUGGCAGAGCCCCUGCCCAGCCCACGGGCGCAGCCCCCUGGCAGCGCCCCAAAAGAACCUGGGCCCGGCCAGGGCAGCUCGGAGGAGGAGCCAGAGCUGGUCUUUACUGUGAACCUGCCUCCCGCCCAGCUGUCCUCUAGCGACGAGGAGACCAGAGAGGAACUGGCUCGCAUUGGGCUGGUGCCACCCCCCGAAGAGUUUGCCAACGGGCUCCUUCUGACCACCACACUGCCUGGCCCAGUUCCCUCACCCGCCACGGUGCCAGGCCCGGCCUCAGGGAAGGCGAGUAGUGAGCUGCCCCCCGCCCCUGAGUCUGCAGCUGACUCGGGAGUGGAGGAGGUGGACACGCGCAGUUCCAGCGACCCCCACCUGGAGACCACGAGCACCAUCUCCACAGUGUCCAGCAUGUCCACCCUGAGCUCCGAGAGCGGGGAGCUCACUGACACCCACACCUCCUUCGCUGAUGGACACACUUUUCUACUCGAGAAGCCACCAGUGCCUCCCAAGCCCAAGCUCAAGUCCCCGCUGGGGAAGGGGCCGGUGACCUUCAGGGACCCUCUGCUGAAGCAGUCCUCGGACAGUGAGCUCAUGGCCCAGCAGCACCAUGCCGCCUCCGCCGGGCUGGCCUCUGCCGCUGGGCCUGCUCGCCCUCGCUACCUCUUCCAGAGAAGGUCCAAGCUGUGGGGGGACCCCAUGGAGAGCCGGGGGCUCCCCGGGCCCGAAGAUGACAAACCAACUGUGAUCAGUGAGCUCAGCUCCCGCCUGCAGCAGCUGAACAAAGACACACGCUCCCUGGGGGAGGAGCCGGCUGGUGGUCUGGGCGGCCUGCUGGACCCUUCUAAGAAGUCGCCCAUCGCGGCAGCUCGGCUCUUCAGCAGCCUCGGUGAGCUGAGCUCCAUCUCAGCGCAGCGCAGCCCUGGGGGCCCGGGCGAGUCCUGCCUGGCCCGAGCAGGCUACCGGCCAGCUCUGCUGCUGGGGGUGUCCCCCCAGGGCCCUUGGAGGCAGUGCCUGCCCCCUCACCAGGCUUCUGGGGGAUCCUAG
Molecule: messenger RNA, 4078 nt
Organism: Myotis brandtii (Brandt's bat)
Lineage: Eukaryota; Metazoa; Chordata; Mammalia; Chiroptera; Vespertilionidae
Gene: SHANK3
Product: SH3 and multiple ankyrin repeat domains 3
Exons: 24
Coding region: 389-4078 (1229 amino acids)
Cellular component (GO): postsynaptic density; dendritic spine; postsynaptic membrane
Molecular function (GO): synaptic receptor adaptor activity; ionotropic glutamate receptor binding
Source: RefSeq, a predicted model, not a curated record